This is a messenger RNA of Lampris incognitus (smalleye Pacific opah), 919 nucleotides long. RefSeq lists its product as uncharacterized. The transcript has 2 exons. The record is from RefSeq and is a predicted model, not a curated record. Bases 150 to 425 code for a protein of 91 amino acids. NCBI's taxonomy places the organism in Eukaryota, Metazoa, Chordata, Actinopteri, Lampriformes, Lampridae.
CGGAUGUCCUAAAGCGACCCUUUGACGCACGCACACACCAUUCUGUCAGUUGGUCUGUGGACUAGUUGGACCCUGCGACCCCCCCCCCCCGGAUCGUCUUGUGACCUCAUGCAAACAUAAACCGGGACCUCGUACCCAGGGAACGCACAAUGCAACGGAGAAUACCCUUCACUCAUAUGGCUUUUGCCACGGCGGUCGGAGUUUUUGGUGGGGUUUACAUCUACAGACCUUAUUUCGAGCCCCAGCAGAAGAGCUCAGCACAGCAAAAUCGGGACGGGCCACAGAAUCCGAGUCAGCUGGAGGAGAGCGGCUCUCCAGUCUCGGUGAAUCCUGGCGAGGCAGAAGUCGGCGGAGGAGCCGUGUCGGUGGCCAGAGGACUCUCACACACACAGAACAGAACAGACAUAAAGGCCAGUGCAGAUUAGAUGACGCUGCGAUUGCUGCUUGAUUAUUAUUCAGAAUAAAAUUUGAAUAAAUUGCCUUAUUUUAUUUAAUUAUCUUACCAAUGUCUGACUUUAAUCUCUAAUGAGACAUGGGACAAAAAACACAGGGCAGUUAUUUGCCGACAGCAACGUUUGGACAGAAUCAUUCGGGAAAAAAAGGUCGAUAACUGACAGCCGUUAAUCUUGUUAAGGGUUUGUUGUUUAUGGAAGCUGGAACUGUUUCUCCGAGGACAGACUCGGGCCUGUUCAGGUUGGUUUCAGACCGAAUUUAAUUUAUAAAGUUGGAUUAGGACCAUGUGAAUGUCCGUCUUGUCAAAAAGGAGAUUUUCACCCGUCACCGUGUCGGGUCAGGCUGUGUUCAACUCCAACUCCCAUCUGUAUAUUACUAUCCAUUCCUCCAUCCCCAAAAAGCAUCCGGACCGCUGAUACGAAGUAAGUCAUCAUGUGGACUGUGGAUUAAAAGCUGCUGUUUUGAA